Phytophthora sojae is the source of this 276-nucleotide messenger RNA. RefSeq lists its product as hypothetical. The coding region runs from base 1 to 276 and encodes 91 amino acids. The record is from RefSeq and is a predicted model, not a curated record. The transcript has 3 exons. NCBI's taxonomy places the organism in Eukaryota, Oomycota, Peronosporomycetes, Peronosporales, Peronosporaceae.
AUGUCAGCGUUGAAGAGCUGUGGGCUGAGCGGGCAGCCUUGGAAGACUCCCACCCGCAGCGAGAUCGGGGCCGUUGUGCCGUCGGCGGCUGCAUCCCAUAGCAGCGCGAACGGCACGCUGCCGAACGCGUUGCGGAAGUCGUACCAGACUUCCGUGGCCGCGAGGAAGUUGUGCUCCCCGCAGCCGUUGACCGCUCGGAAGCCCUUCUGCCCCGGGGCGUGGCGGUCGUUCGCGUCCAGCCACCGUACCAGCCGCCGCGCGAGGACCCCCGUGUAG